CCGACGGUCGCAUCUACGAUGACGGGAAAUACAACGUUAACCGUGGUUCAACAAGGAUGGGUGGACGAGCCCUAUACGCGUGGAACGUGGAGUAUUAUCUCUACCUGCUUGUUGACUAUCAUUCUUUGCUGCUGGACGGCUGUCUUGCCCAAUAUCCCUGCUCGUAAUGACCGCUGGUAUGAUCGUCUACGGGACCGAUUGCACCUCUUCUCAAUCGGGCUGUUAGGGCCUGAAUUCCUACUCAUGCUUGCCCUGGGCCAGUGGUCCUCCGCCCGGGCAUCAGUUAAUAACAGCAGCCAAGGCAAAGCCACAAUCCCAUGGACACUGACUCAUGCCUUCUAUGCUGACAUGGGAGGAUUUGUGCUGAAUGGGGAGGGAAUCGACAGCCCAUUUCCUGUCAACGCGGAGCAGCUCUUUUUCUUGGUCAAGGAGAAGUAUAUAGAUUACCCAGAGGUCACAGAAGAUGAUAUCAAGGAUCGGAACAAAUCCGACGGCUUCUCUCGCGUGAUCGCAGCAUGCCAAACACUAUGGUUUGUGGUGAACAGCACCACACGUGUAGCCCAGGGCCUCUUCUUGACAACACUCGAGCUCACAACCAUCUCGUUUGUGGUGGUAUUUCUAGUGACCUCAUACAGCUGGAAGCAUAAACCAUCGAACAUCAGCAGUACUAUACCGAUCACAACCAAAACGCCAAUCGAUGCCAUCCGGGAAAAGCAUUGCGAUUAUCCAGACCAGCCAUGGCAUGAGACUCCCCUAGACUUUGCCUGCCACGACGUCUCCUUCUGCCAAGUCCACUGGCGCCACUACACUCGGCUACUCCAGAAGAUGCACCUUUCCAUUUUCUCGCGCCCCAUGACCGCUCGCCCUCGAAACCGCAUUCCCAGCGACAACUUUCUGGGUACCGACCUACAAGCCGAUAUCGUCGCGACUCCGACUCUUAUCGUUGUCGGUGUGAUGUUCAUGUUCGCCUGGAAUUCUCACUUCCCCAGCCGAGCCGAGCACAUCCUCUGGCGCACCGCCAGCAUCUACAACCUCGUCUUCACCAUCGUCGCCGGCCUCCAUGCCGGCUAUUGCGAUAAGGUCCUUCUCCCGGGCGAGCUGAAGAAGGCCCGUUCACUGCCUUGGUACGAGCCGCAGCGGCCACCGCCGCCCCCACCAGUCUCUCGCAAAUGGGACUUUUGGCGGCGUCUGGCCAUCCGAAUGCGCAACUUGGAUCCGUCCCGGAAUCCCCGGUCGCAUGUGCCUCUGCGCGUGCUGCUGCCGACCACAGUGCUCUGUGCGCUGUAUUGCCUGGGACGGGGUUACAUACUGGUUGAGGACUGCAUUGGGCUGCCGAAAUUGCCGGAGUCGGCGUUUCGCACGGUUAGCUGGUCGGUUUAUGUUCCGCAUCUGUGACCGAAAAC
Messenger RNA from Aspergillus saccharolyticus JOP 1030-1, 1403 nucleotides. RefSeq lists its product as uncharacterized. NCBI's taxonomy places the organism in Eukaryota, Fungi, Ascomycota, Eurotiomycetes, Eurotiales, Aspergillaceae. The transcript has 4 exons. The record is from RefSeq and is a predicted model, not a curated record. The coding region runs from base 19 to 1395 and encodes 458 amino acids.